CUUUUAGUUUUCUUAAGGAAAAGAUGGUUCCUCGAAGAAAGAGGAAUUGAAUUUAUACAUGCAAUAGAUAUUUCCCUCACUCAUUGGUCAUUAAAUUCAUUUCUAUUGAGACCUGGCAUUAGGUACAGUAACUGAUCCUUAGAUAGAAAGCACUUUCGUGUAUACCAUUAUUCAGUUAUUUUUCCUUUUAAUUUCUUUUUCUCAUCUUUUCUCAUCUUAUUUGACUUAUGGUACAUGGUAACUCUGUUGUAUAUAAAUGUGAACAAUUCCACUGUUGACGAAACAUAAAAAUGCUUGUAAAACAAAAAGAGAGUCAGAAAGUAUCAAAUCUCAGCAGCAGCAGAGAAAAGACAGAGAUUCAGCUGAUACAAAGUUUUUCUCGUAGAUGCCCAGAGGAGGAGCAUGGAGGAGCCUAAGUGCAGCAAGGUUUUCACCUGGGAUAUGGGCAAGGGUACCUUUAUCUCAAAGCGCUUGCCCUGCCCUAUCCGUCAGGCACUUUGCCACGGCCUCCCUCACAUGGGACAAUGUGCUGUCUGAGGCAAACCGUAAGCGCUGUGUCUCUUGCAUGGAGAAGAUGAAGAAGCCCAAAAAGUGGAAAUGGGAAACCAGUAGACUAGCCUCUGUCCUGAUUCCUCUUUGCCAUGUAGAGGGAGAGCUGGCUGUGCUUUUUACAGUGAGGUCUGUUCAGCUAAGCAAGCACCGUGGGGAAGUGAGCUUUCCUGGUGGGAUGGCAGACCCUGAUGAUAAAGACGUCAUAGAGACUGCUCUGAGGGAAACAGAAGAAGAAAUUGGCAUAUCAAGAUCACAUAUUGAUGUCUGGGGAGUGAUCCCCGGCUUGCCCAGCAGGGCUCGUGAUACUGCUGUCAGGGGAGUUCUGGCUUACAUUGGGGAGGUCGACUCCAACUCAUUCACAUUAUCAGAGGACGAAGUCGAGUCUGUGUUUGCGGUGACACUCAAAAAUCUUUGUGAUCCCGAAAAUGCAAGGCAGUGCCAAUUCCGCUCAAAGAGUAUUAAAGGCGGUUAUACCAUGCCCGUGUUCCUUGGAUCAGAACCUCGCGUUUGGGGUUUGACUGCCAUUAUUUUGCACAUUGCUCUUUCAUCGCUCCUUCCUGGGCUCUAUAAGAACAAGCUUGUUCAUCUGCCACAAUUGACGGAAUAAAUAGUUGCAUUUGCUCAUUAGGACUGGAAUAGAGUAAUAUAUUUUUAUAAGUUAGAUUUCCUAUAACUAAAUGUUUUGUCAUAUAUUAUGGGUAGAGAUAGAAAUAUUUUAUCCUGAGGUGCUGAUUAUAGAAUGAUUGAAAGUUGAACUUGAAAUCAUGAGAAUGGUGAUAGAUAAAUCUAUGUUUCAAUUUGUCUAGAAUCUUGUUUCUACAUAUGAAACUGUAGAUAGGUAUCUAUCUGUCAAUCUGUCUGUCUGUCUGUCUGUUUAACAGUCUCUCUGUCUAUCUGUCUGUCA
Penaeus vannamei (Pacific white shrimp) is the source of this 1456-nucleotide messenger RNA. Lineage: Eukaryota; Metazoa; Arthropoda; Malacostraca; Decapoda; Penaeidae. The record is from RefSeq and is a predicted model, not a curated record.